ACGCCCGCCGCGAAGAUGCUGUCCGUCCUGAGCAUGAUGGAAUCCGGUCACCUGGAUGGCGACGACGAGGACGACCACCACCACGACGAGGACGACCACCACGACGCCCACCCGCUCUCCAAGGCGGAGCUCAGAAAGAGCAACAAGCCCAUCAUGGAGAAGAGGAGGCGAGCGAGGAUUAACACGUGUCUCAACGAGCUCAAGUCACUCAUCCUGGACGCCAUGAAGAAAGAUCCGGCGCGCCACAGCAAGCUCGAGAAGGCGGACAUCCUCGAGAUGACGGUGAAGCACCUGCAGGCGGUGCAGCGGCAGCAGCUGGCCCUCGCCGUGGCGCACGACCCCGCCGUCCUCACCAAGUUCCGCGGAGGCUUCGCCGAGUGCGCGCAGGAGGUCACCAGGUACGUGUCCAGGAUCGAGGGCGUGGACAGCGGCGUCCGGCAGCGCCUCCUGCAGCACCUGGGCCAGUGCGUGUCGGGCCUCUCCCAUGACGCCGCUCUCCAUGGCCGGCCUGCCCCUGCCCAUGACGCACCUCCAGGGGGCGGCCUCCCUCCUCCCCCCACCCCGGACUCCAGCAGGGCCCCGGGGACGUCAACAACAACCAGGCGCGGCUCCUGCACAGCCUGGUGGCCGCGCGCCUCGCCGCCGCCGGAGACGCCGCAGGACCCGCUGCAGAGCGGCAGUCCUCAAGCGGUCCUGACGCCCACCGCAAGGAGGUUGGUGGGCGUGGCGGACGGGCGGCCCGAGACCGUGGUGCACGCCCAGGUGGCCGUCCAGCCCGUGAACCUGGCGCUGGCCGAGCCCCGCGACGCCGACGCGCGCGCGCCGCUCGACUUCUCCUUCCGCAAGCGACCCCUUGGCAGGCCGACGCCCGCGCACCCCGCCCACCCCACGCCCACGCCGCUCGGCGCAGGGUCCGCCCCUCCCAGUCACCCGACAGUCAUUCACCCGACGCCCAAGCACCUCACGCCCACCGCGGGCGGCCCUGGCAAGCACCAGCAUCCCGUCCACAUCCAGACGCCGCUGUCCAGCAAGCGCCCCCUGGAGGAGGCCGAGCCGUCGUGUCGCGCGCCCAAGCUCCUGCGGGCGGAGGCGCCCCCGCAGCUGGUUCAUCCUCCGCGCCUCAUGAUGCACCUCACCCCCCCUGGCCAUUCCUCCUCCUCGUCGUCCUCGUCCUCGUCCUCCUCUCCCUCAGACACCUCCCCCCUGAGGCCGAGCCCCCAGGAGCCCUCCGAGCCCUCGCUUCCCGGGCCGUCGCCGAGCCGCCCUUCGCCGCCCAUCCACUCGUCCUCGCCGGGCACGUCCCCGCCGGGGCCUGCCACGCCCAAGGAGGAGCUCGUGGGGUCCGAGGGCAAUGCGUCGCCGGACCGUCCCUCCACGUCCUCCACGCAGGAAGAGAAGGACAUGUGGAGACCCUGCGAAAUAUACUUCAGAGAUGAAGAGAAACUGCAUACCAGUGAAAGGAUGAUUCCAGAAAUCCGUUUGAGGUCCUCUGAAUUCGGCUCGUAUGCUAAAGACUUUUUUCACACACAAGCCCAGUGCCAAUUGCCGUUGGCCAAGCAAACCACUUAUUGGCUGUGGUCAAAAGUACUGCAGUUCCACCAAUGCCACACUAAUAGUUCGUGCAAUAGAAACACCGGAUCACCAGGAGGAGGAGGCGGGCUAUAUAAACUUGUCCCCCGCCGGUCCCUGGCGUACACUAGCUCACACGCCCGUCGAAGCAGCAUGAAGGUUUACGUGAUCUUGGCUCUGGUGGGCGCCGCCUGCGCCGCCGCCCUUCCCCUGGAGGCUCCCGAGCCGGUCCAGGACACCGAGGAAGUGGUGCAAGCCAGAGCCGAGUUCCAGGCUGCCUUCGCCGCCGCUGCCGCCGCCGCUGCUGCUGACGAAGUCCCCGAGGUGGUGGUUCCCGAAGGCGCCCCCGAGCCCGUGGUCGACACCGAGGAGGUCGCCGCCGCCAAGGCCGCCCACCAGGCCGCCUUCGACGCCGCCAUCGCCGCCGACGGAUCCCUCCCCGAAGUCGUCGUCCCAGAAGACACCGAAGACGUGGCCGCCGCCAAGGCCGAGUUCAAGGCCGCCUUCGAAGCCGCCGCCGCCGCCGCCGAGGCCGCCCCCGACGCGCCCGCAGCCACCGUCUACACCGCCGCCGGCCCCGUGGCCAUCCACGCCCCCUUCCUCGCCGGCGCCCCCUUCGUGGCCGGCUCCCCCGUGGUCUCCGGCGCCCCCCUCGUCACCGGCACGCACGUCGUCGGCGGCGCCCCCCUCGUCUACAGCGGCCUCGGCUUCCCCGCGGCCGUGCCCUUCGGCCUCCACGGCUUCCCCUUCGUCCAGGUCGCCGCCGAGUGAGCGAGGCCCGAAGGGGCUCCCCCGCCUGUGAGAUUUUUGUACGACCUUUUUCUUCUUUGGCAAAAAUUGGCUGUAAUUAAUGAUUUUCCUGUGGAAAUAAAUUUGUUUAACUAUA
Molecule: messenger RNA, 2455 nt
Organism: Penaeus vannamei (Pacific white shrimp)
Lineage: Eukaryota; Metazoa; Arthropoda; Malacostraca; Decapoda; Penaeidae
Source: RefSeq, a predicted model, not a curated record